This is a messenger RNA of Rotaria sp. Silwood2, 702 nucleotides long. The record is from the annotation of a GenBank genome assembly. NCBI's taxonomy places the organism in Eukaryota, Metazoa, Rotifera, Eurotatoria, Philodinida, Philodinidae.
AUGAAUGUGACGAUCGAUGAUCGACCUGACUUAGUAAUUAUUGAAGGUGACAUAGCAUUUGAUACUGGCUCAAUAUCACCUCUACUUGCUCCCCUUAAAAAUGCUUACAUCUUAUCAUCAAAAUGGACUAGUGGUAUUCUUCCGUACUUAAUCGAGCAAUCACAAUUUUCGGCUACACAAAUAACAACAAUUACAAAUGCAAUGCGUAAAAUUGAACAACAAACAAAUAAUUGUAUUCGUUUUGUGCAACGCACAAAUCAACCAACUUGGGUACGCAUCUAUGCUGGUACAGGUUGUUGGUCAUAUAUGGGACGAAUAAGGGCAAGCGGCUCGCAGGAUCUUUCACUUCAAAAUCCAGGCUGUGUUUCUCAAAGUAUUAUUAUACAUGAACUAUUACAUGCUGUUGGUUUCGCUCAUGAACAGACUCGACCUGAUCGAGAUCAAUAUGUUACUAUCAAUUAUAAUAAUAUUGAAACUGGCAAAGAAAAUAAUUUUCAACGAUAUCUCACAUCAGAGGUCAACACACUCAGUAAAGAAUAUGAUAUCACUUCUAUCAUGCAUUAUAAAUGGAAUGCUUUUUCAAAAAAUGGUCAACCAACAAUAAUUCCAAAAGUAAAUGUUAGCCAAACAGUCAUGGGCAGUUCAGUGCAAAUGACCAAUUUAGAUAUAGAGAAAGUUAAAGCAUAUUACGGGUGUACGUAA